AACCUGGCAGGUGGCGCCGUAAUGAGAGGUGUGUCAGGCCUCCCUGGCGGCCAUCUGGUGGUGAUAUGGGCGUUGUUGGCGACGGCGGUGGUCACGGGCGGCAGCAGCAGCGGCGCCCAUGGGACCCACCACCUGUCGAGGCACCCUCCGCCUCCGCCCCCGCCCGCCACUUCAACCUGGGCUACCUGACGGGCUCCGAAAGACUGCCCGAGGACCAGGAGUACAAGAGGCCCGGGCUCAUCGUCUCCGGCGCCAUCACGCUGGCCGUGGAGGAGGUGAACACCAACUACCCCCUGGUCAAUGGCCACCGCCUGAACUUCACCGUGGCCGAGACCUACGGGCAGGAGGAGAUGAGCAUCCUGAAAACGGCCAAGCUCUGGAUCUCCAACAUCUCCGCCUACAUCGGCCCCCAGGAGACCUGUGUCCACGAGGCACGCAUGGCGGCUGCCUUUAAUCUGCCCAUGAUCUCUUACUACAGCCCCCACUACUACAAACGGCCAAGCAGUCAUUUUGACUGCCCUGACUACAAGCUUCAACCGUGUCUAGUGACCAAACCUGUAUAA
Macrobrachium nipponense is the source of this 563-nucleotide messenger RNA. Its product is annotated as receptor-type guanylate cyclase Gyc76C-like. The record is from RefSeq and is a predicted model, not a curated record. The transcript has 3 exons. The coding region runs from base 66 to 563 and encodes 165 amino acids. Lineage: Eukaryota; Metazoa; Arthropoda; Malacostraca; Decapoda; Palaemonidae.